Molecule: messenger RNA, 1842 nt
Organism: Drosophila guanche
Lineage: Eukaryota; Metazoa; Arthropoda; Insecta; Diptera; Drosophilidae
Product: akirin
Exons: 4
Coding region: 447-1052 (201 amino acids)
Biological process (GO): positive regulation of innate immune response; positive regulation of transcription by RNA polymerase II
Cellular component (GO): nucleus; chromatin
Molecular function (GO): transcription coregulator activity
Source: RefSeq, a predicted model, not a curated record
CGGUCACACUGCACUGCACGCAUCGUCGUCCAUUUUUGUUAAGAAUCUGACCGAAAAAUUGUUAACUUAAGAGAAAUUUCACAAUAAACCAAACAUUUAACGACAGUGCAUUUCAGUGGCCUUUGAAAUACUGCUCAAAUAACUAGCAAGCAAUAACUAAAACAUAUAAAUUACUUAUACGACUUAACAGCAAUCUGAAUCAUUUGUGCGUGCGUAUGCGCCAGCGGAGUAUUAGUACAAUACAAUAAAAAAGUAAAUAAAGCGCGUGUGAAGUGGUGCAGAAACUCGACGGAAAUCCAUAGUGCAACGCAGAAAAGCCAACUAAAAGAACAACAAUACACGACGCUUGCAACACAGCAGCUGUGCAACACCUGUGGCAAUAAUCAGAAACAAAUUUACCCAGCUACAAAUUUAUCAACUUUUCACCGAGAACCUUAACAAUAGCGAUGGCCUGUGCAACACUGAAGCGCGCCUUAGACUGGGAGUCGAUGAACCAGCGUCCCCCCAAGCGUAGGCGUUGCAAUCCCUUCGGCCAGUCGGGCAGCAGCAGCUCCCCAUCGCGUAUGGACCGUGAUGGACCCACCAUUGCUUCGGGCAUAACGCACACGCCCAGCAAUCGCUAUGCCAAAGACAGCACCGAGCCGAGCCCAUUCUCGGAGGCAGCUCUGGCCAAGAUGUCGCCUGACAAAAUGGCCGAGAAUUUGUGCAACGAAAUCAAAAGACUGCACAAGCGCAAGCAAUUGCCGAUCACAGCGGCUGCCAUUGAGCGCAUGCAGGACUCUGAGUCGAGCGGCUCCGAAAUGGGUCCGGAGAGCCCCCGCCGUCCGGACAGCCCACCGAAUCUGAUGCGUCACGGCGAGAAGGCGCUGUUCACAUUCAAACAGGUGCAGCUCAUAUGCGAGAGCAUGAUCAAGGAGCGCGAGAAUCAACUGCAGGAACGCUACGAGUCAGUGCUGACCACCAAACUGGCCGAGCAGUACGAUGCCUUUGUGAAAUUUACUUACGAUCAGAUACAGCGUCGUUACGAGGCAGCGCCUAGCUACUUGUCGUAAGGCUUUUAAGCCACACAAACAAAACAAAACAAAAAGAGAAGAAAAAGAAAUUAAUAAUUGCACUACGAUCUUAUGUGGACGGUAGAUCUACCGCGACAACAACAACAGCCCUCAUUUAAACUAAAGCAACAAAUAAGGAAAACAAAAACUAAACAAAACAACAAACAAGAAAGAAAGAAACAAAAAACUACCAUAAAAAGAUUUUGUUUAUUGAUAUAUAUUUUGAAAUAUAGAGAGAAGCAGAGUUAUAGUUUACGACUAGAAUUACAUUUAAAUAUUGUAAUACCAACCACAAAACAAAACAAAAAACACAAAUUAUCUGUUGUUACAUUUAUGUUUUGACAAGAAGAAGAAUAUCUAGUGCGAAGGACUAUACAAAAUAGACACAUGCAGACGGAAGAGAAGAGAAGAGAAGAAGGAGAACGAUGAAAUGAAACCUCAAGUAGCUUCGUGCAUAACAGACAGAAUUGGUAAAGCUAGCAUGUAAGGUAUUAUGAUUAUGAACGUAUAUCGGAACUAUAUUGUUUGCGGAGCAAGAAUGAAACUACAACGGCAUGGAGGGAGACUCAUGUAAUACACACACACAAGAAACACGAAAAACCAUUCAUAGUUUAUUUUUGCAUAUUAGUUGUACUAUAAUAUAGUGAAGGAUACAAAAUGAGUGCUCGGGUCUAUCGUUUGUUAAUUGUUUCCUCCAAAAAACCAACUGAAAUGUUUCGAUUUGCUUUAUACUAUAAAUACAACAAAAUAAAAGAGAAGAAACCCAAGCCGGAAAUGGAAAACCGAGAGA